Molecule: messenger RNA, 738 nt
Organism: Phycomyces blakesleeanus NRRL 1555(-)
Lineage: Eukaryota; Fungi; Mucoromycota; Mucoromycetes; Mucorales; Phycomycetaceae
Exons: 1
Coding region: 44-526 (160 amino acids)
Source: RefSeq, a predicted model, not a curated record
UCCAAUCAACCCUCAUUCAUAUGCAACCAGUCCAUCAUUAGACAUGACCAACGGAAUGAUGAUGGAUUCCAUGCCCAUAAACAAUAUGAUAGGUCACUGUUCUGCCUUUACGGUCAUGGCCGAGAUGGCCCCAUGUACCUUCCAACCCGAAUUAAUGACUUCUCUCCGAUACACAAAUUCAAAUGAAAAGUCCACUCCAACCACUCCAAAAGAUACAAAGGCUAAGGUACCCAAGACCAAAGUUGAAGAGAAGAAGGAUGAGGUAGAAAAGGUAGAAGAAACUGUGGAGAAGCUUCCCAAGCCAAGACUUAGUGAGGAUGUUGCGGACUUGUUGGCUAGCGAUAUGUCACGCCUUUCUAUCAAAAAGGUUGAAGAGCCUACGGAAAGACCACUUUAUCCAAAGACAGGUCCACAAGAUGUAGCUGAGCGUCAUAAGCAAUUACUUCAGAAAGUCAGCCGUAUGAUCAAUGAAAGCUACAAAAAAACCAACCAUACAAGCUAUCCAGCCGCUACAGUUCAGGUCUAACGGAUAUUUCAAUAGUCAUAUUUACACACACACGCGCGCAUAUAUAUAUAUAUAUAAACCAACUCCUUUAUAUACAUAUAUCUAUAUCUAUAAAGAAGAGUUCACUCUAUAUAACAAAGCUUUUUUCUUCUUUUUUUUUUUUAAAAAAAAAUAAUGAAAUGAAUCAAUUGAAACAAUAAAUGAAUAAAUGAAUAUAUAUAUAUAUAUAUUUC